Messenger RNA from Pteronotus mesoamericanus, 3093 nucleotides. RefSeq names its product contactin 6 (gene CNTN6). Lineage: Eukaryota; Metazoa; Chordata; Mammalia; Chiroptera; Mormoopidae. Gene Ontology annotation, cellular component: plasma membrane; axon. Gene Ontology annotation, molecular function: cell-cell adhesion mediator activity. Gene Ontology annotation, biological process: brain development; axon guidance; cell-cell adhesion. The record is from RefSeq and is a predicted model, not a curated record.
AUGAGGUUGCUAUGGAAACUGGUAAUUCUGCUGCCACUCAUCAGCGCUCGUGCAGGUGGCGGUCCUCUCAGCCGCCCUUCCUUCACCCAGGAGCCGCAGGACGUCACGGUCCCUUUGGAUUUGUCACAGUCUGAGGUCACCCUGAGCUGUGCCGCUACUGGCCACCCGCCUCCGCGCUACAGGUGGAGGCUCAAUGGCACGGACCUGGACCUCUCCGGGACCUCUCGCCGCAGGUUGGACGGAGGCAGCUUGGCGAUCAGCCGCCCGCGGCCAGACCAAGACGCCGGCGCGUACCAGUGCCUGGCCACCAACCCAGUGGGCACGGCGCUGAGUCAGCAGGCGAGGCUCCGGUUUGCAUAUAUCGAAGACUUUGAGACCAAAGCCAGGAGCACAGUGUCGGUCCGCGAAGGCCAAGGCGUGGUGCUGCUCUGCGGCCCGCCGCCGCACUCCGGAGAUUUAUCUUAUGCCUGGACCUUCAACGAUAACCCUUUGCAUGUCCAAGAGGACCGCAGGCGGUUUGUUUCUCAGGAGACGGGCAACCUGUACAUCGCCAAAGUGGAGCCGUCCGACGUGGGCAACUACACCUGCUCCGUCACGAACACGGAAGCGCAGAGGCGCGUGCAAGGGCCGCCCACCCCGCUGGUGCAGCGCCCCGACGGUGUGAUGGGGGAGUAUGAACCCAAGAUUGAACUGCGUUUUCCCGACACUGUACAAGCCGCAAAGGAUUCGUCUGUAAAACUGGAAUGCUUUGCCCUUGGAAAUCCAGUCCCCGGCAUUAGUUGGAGGAGGUUGGACGGAAGCCCGUUGCCAGGGAAAGUCAAGUACAGCAAAUCCCAGGCUACCCUUGAAAUCCCGAACUUUCAACAGGAAGAUGAAGGCUUCUACGAGUGCACGGCGGGCAACCUGCGUGGAAGGAACCGGGCGAAGGGCCGGCUCGUGUUCUACGCCCCUCCAGAAUGGGAACAAAGGCUCCAGGACGCACACCUGUCUCUCCACGACAGCUUGCUGUGGGAGUGCCGAGCCCGCGGGAGGCCGAGUCCCUGGUACACGUGGCUAAAGAACGGCGAGCCCCUCCGUCCACAGGAAAGAAUUCAAAUAGAAAACGGGACACUUAUCAUAACUAUGCUGAAUGUGUCAGAUUCUGGUGUCUACCAAUGUGCUGCCGAAAACAAAUAUCAGAUAAUUUAUGCAAAUGCAGAAUUGAGAGUAUUAGCUUCAGCUCCCGAUUUCUCCAAAAAUCCCGUUAAAAGAAAUUCAGUUAUUCAAGUUGGGGGAGACAUCGUCAUCGAGUGCCAGCCCCAGGCGUCCCCCAGGGCCACCGUCUCCUGGAAGAGAGGGGCGCAGAGCCUGAGGCAGAGCGGAAGGGUGUCGCUCUUAGAGGACGGCAGCCUGAAGAUACACAACGUGACCAGGUCAGACGCGGGCCCCUACACCUGCGUGGCGACCAACCAGUUUGGCGUGGCCAAGAGCACCGGCAGCCUCGUCGUGAAAGAGCCGACCGUCCUCACGGUGCCGCCGUCCCCGAUGGACGUCACCGUCGGCGAGAGCAUCGUCCUGUCUUGCCAGGUGUCUCGCGACCCCUCGGUGGACGUGGCAUUUGCUUGGUCUUUCAAUGAACACAUCAUCGACUUAGGAAAGGGAGUGGCCCACUUCGAAAGGGUCGGCGGGGAGUCCGUCGGAGAUCUGAUGAUAAGGAAUAUCCAGUUACACCACUCGGGGAGGUACCUCUGCCUGGUGAAGACGGCGCUGGAACGCUUGUCUGCCGCGGCCGAAGUCAUCGUCAGAGGCCCCCCAGGCCCCCCUCAGGAUGUCAGAGUGGAGCACGUGUCCAGCACCACCUCGCAGCUCAGCUGGAGGCCGGGCGCCGACAACCGCAGCCCCGUGCGAGGCUUUGCCGUUCAGGCCCGGACGCCGUUUUCUGUCGGCUGGCAGGCGGUCGCCACCGUUCCAGAAAUUCUCAGCGGUCAGACGUACAACGCGACAGUGGUCGGGCUGAGUCCGUGGGUGGAGUACGAAUUCCGUGUCGUUGCCGGGAACGGCAUUGGGAUCGGCGAGCCAAGCCGCCCGUCAGAGCUGCUAAGGACCAAAGCCUCGGUCCCCGUCGUGGCCCCAACAAACAUCCACGGAGGCGGAGGAAGCCGGUCUGACCUCGUCGUUACGUGGGAGCCCGUCCCGGAGGAGCUGCAGAGCGGGGGGGACUUCGGCUACGUCGUGCUGCUGCGGCCGGUCGGCGCGACCGCCUGGACCAAGCACAGGCUGCCGGCGGCGGAGCCGUCCAGGUUUGUGUACAGAAACGAGAGCGUCAGCCCCCUCUCUCCCUUCGAAGUCAAGGUGGGCGUGUACAACAGCGAAGGGGAAGGCGCCCUGAGCGCCACCUCCAUCGUCUACUCCGGGGAAGACGAGCCGCAGCUGGCCCCAGGGGGAACUUCUGUCCAGAGCUCCUCUGCUUCGGAAAUGGAGGUUUCCUGGACGGCCAUCGCCUGGAACGGGAACACGGGGCGAGUGCUGGGCUAUGAGGUCUCCUACUGGACAGACGACUCCAGGGAGCCCUCAGCCGGCCGGGUCAGAGUCAGCGGGAACGUCACAGCCAAGACCAUCUCGGGGCUGAAGGCGAACACGCUCUACUUUGCCUCCGUCAGAGCUUACAACACGGGCGGGACCGGGCCCUCGAGUCCCCCGGUCAACGUCACCACCAAAAAGUCUCCUCCAAGCCAACCGCCGGCGAACAUCGCCUGGAAGCUGACGAACUCUAAGUUAUGCCUGAACUGGGAGCAUGUGAGGACCAUGGAGAACGAGUCUGAGGUGCUGGGCUACAAGAUUCUGUACCGGCAGAACCGACGGAGCGAGACGCACGUCCUGGAAACCAACAGCACGUCCGCGGAGCUGCGGGCCCCGCUCGAGGAGGACUACCUGGUGGAGGUGAGGGCCGUCAGCGAGGGCGGCGACGGGAGCCGCAGCGCAGAGAUCAGGAUCCCCAGGGUGUCCAGUUUGAGUUCUGGAGGAGGCCUGGCCUCGGAACCUGGCGGCUGCUUCCUCUCCGUGGUCGUCAUGGUUUUUACUGUUUUGCUAUUUGGCCACUUACACGAUGAAUAA